GCAGGUGAGCAGCUGGGCGUGUGCGGGGGGCACCAGGCUGUAGAUCCCGGGGAGGGAGUGGGCUCAUCAUGGCGAACGUGGCGGCCGCUCUGACCUGUGCACUGGCCCUCCUCACAGUGUUUUCAGCUGCCCAGGCACGAAAAGGGUUCUGGGACUACUUCAGCCAGAGCAGUGGGAACAAAGGCAGAGCGGAGCAGACUCAACAGCAGAAACUGGCCCUGGAGUCCCCCAGCCUGAAGGACAGCCUGGAGCAAGACCUCAGCACUAUGGCUAUGGAUACGUUGCUGGAAAAGCUGGGUCCUCUGGGAGGGCAGGGCAGGGAGUCUCCGGGGCUCCCCCACGACCCCGCAGCCGUCAGGCAGCGGCUGCAGGAGGAGCUGCAGGAGGUGAGGACGCGCCUGGAGCCCUACAUGGCCGAGGUGCACGAGCGCGUGGGCUGGCAGCUGGAGGGCCUGCGGCGGCAGCUGCUGCCUUACACCGUGGAGCUGAUGGAGCAGGUGGCCCUGCGCGUCCAGGAGCUGCAGGAACAGCUGCGCCUGCUGGGAGACGACGCCCAGGCCCGGCUGCGGGAGCUGCCCGGCCGCGUGGUCGCGCACACGGGCCGCGUGCAGGAGCUCGUGCACCCGUACGCCGAGCGCCUGGUGAGCGGCAUCGGGCGCCACGUGCAGGAGCUGCAGCGCAGCGUGGCCCCGCACGCCGCCCACGCCAGCCCCGCGCGCCUCGGCCGCUGCGUGCAGGCGCUGUCCCGCAAGCUCACGCGCGAGGCCCAGGCGCUGCACGCGCGCAUCCGGCGCAACCUGGAGCAGCUGCGCCUCGAGCUGGGCGCCGUCGCGGGCGCCGCCGACCGCGACCCGCAGGAGCUGUCCGACGAGGUGCGCCGGCAGCUGCAGGCUUUCCGCAGCGACACCUUCCUGCAGGUCGCCGCCUUCACCCGCGCCCUGGACCGGGAGACCGCGCAGGUGCAGCAGCAGCUGGCGCCGCCCCCGCCGGGCCACCAGGCCUUCGCCCCCGACUUCCCCGCGGGAGACGGCGACAAGGCGCGGCGGGAACUGCAGGCGCGCCUGGACGACCUGUGGGAGGACAUCAGCUACGGCCUGGAGGACCGGCUCCUCCCACCGGGGGAGCCCUGAGGGGUCCCUAGCCCAGGCUCACUUCCCAGCUCCUUGGGUGGGAGGGGGUGGUGUGUGGGUGGCACCCAGGGCCCCUAGCUCAGUCCUUGACAGUGGCUUGCUGGGCAGAGGGUGGAGGGGCCCUGCGCAGGAGAGACGAGGCCACCCAGGGACUGUUGUCCCCGGGCAGCGCCGGCCUCUUGCCCCUGUCCACAUCCAGACGCAUCACACGCUGCAGGCCUCUGCAAACCCGCCUUCCCGUGCUCACUUGGGAGCGCUCAGGAGGAGCCCCGCCCCGCUUCUGGGGCGCUGUGCGGUGCCGGGAGUGAGAGGGGGACAGGCACCCUCCUUUUGAGCCCUGUGUGUACCAGUCCCGUUGCCAUGGUGCCGGUAACUGGGGGUGGGCCUCUGCAUGGCAUGGGGUUUGCCGCAGCCCAGUCUCUUGUGGCCACCUGGUGGCCGCUGCAAGCAGUCAGCUGACCCUCCAAGACCGGGUCUGGUCUUCCCAUCCCUGCCUGGUUGGAGGAGGAAAAGGGAGAAAGAGGGAAAAUAAUGCGAGGAAAGCGUGUGAUGAUGAUGAUAAUGAUGUGAUGUGAUGUGAUGUGAUGUGAUGUGAUGUGUGUGUUUCUCCUUGCUGGGGGCUGGGCUGUGAGAAUCUCCCUGGCUGGAAUUGCCAGCUCUAGACUGAAGGUGCUUCCCUAGUGCCCUUGGGGGACCCUGCUGUGUCUCUCCAGCUCUGCCCUCCCCCCCCCUCGUGUUCUGGGGGCAAAGCUAGACUUGGAAGCAAAGGAAAUAGAUGCUUACAACGA
Messenger RNA from Sorex fumeus (smoky shrew), 1918 nucleotides. It is a transcript of the gene APOA5, whose product is annotated as apolipoprotein A5. Lineage: Eukaryota; Metazoa; Chordata; Mammalia; Eulipotyphla; Soricidae. The coding region runs from base 69 to 1130 and encodes 353 amino acids. Gene Ontology annotation, cellular component: extracellular region; high-density lipoprotein particle; chylomicron. Gene Ontology annotation, biological process: high-density lipoprotein particle assembly; phospholipid efflux; lipoprotein metabolic process. The record is from RefSeq and is a predicted model, not a curated record. The transcript has 4 exons. Gene Ontology annotation, molecular function: phospholipid binding; cholesterol binding; phosphatidylcholine-sterol O-acyltransferase activator activity.